Messenger RNA from Rhopalosiphum maidis (corn leaf aphid), 994 nucleotides. RefSeq lists its product as uncharacterized. The record is from RefSeq and is a predicted model, not a curated record. Lineage: Eukaryota; Metazoa; Arthropoda; Insecta; Hemiptera; Aphididae. The transcript is spliced from 2 exons. The coding region runs from base 94 to 588 and encodes 164 amino acids.
GUUCAGAAAAAAAUUGAAAACCAAAAAAAAAAAAAAAUCACUUUGUUCAAGAUUUACGAAUGUGAUGUAGUGUUAUCAACAAAGUAAUUAAACAUGAUAUCAUUUGGAAUAAUGACGGUAUUACUCAUGGCAAUGACAUGCGUAGUUCACUAUGACCUAUUGGGCUUGUUUCGGAUUCAUCCAUACCGACAGCGCAUCGUGUACACUGACAACGAACGACACCAACACCGGCCCACGUCCGAGUUCGACCACCUGUGGAUACCGAGACCCGGCACGGACCCGACCAUAUCCUAUUCGCUGCUGCAGCCGAUCAUCGUGUACGAUCAUGGUAGCGACGGCGAUGGCUAUUGGACAGACUCGGACGACAAUAAUUAUGACGACGGCACCCAUAGUAAUCGUGGAACCACCGGUAAUAGGCGUUCCGACGACCAGGUCCAUCGACACUGGCCUGCACCAGAUACCGAAGUUGCAGAAAGCAUUCUCGCGACUAGCACGACCGAGGUACCGAAUGUCCUCGAGGACGACGACGAAAACGACGACAACGAUUACGUCGCUCCCGGACAAGAGUGGGACGAUGACAUUUUUUGACGUAUUUCCACAGCGUAUGUGAGAAAUAUUCAUGAUUCACACUGACGUUCCUAUACAUCGCUAUAAUUUAUUAAUAUCGAUCCAGUAGUUUUUAAUACAUAUAGGUGAGCUGUACAACAUAUAUUUGUGAUCCCCAUAGAAGAUACGAUAUUGAUCUUAAAGAAUUUUCCGCAAAUUUUGUAUUUUAUGUACACAUAUUAUAUUAUAAUAAUUGUAUAUUGUCUACUUGUGCCGCUUAUUUUUAUAAUACUCAUUAAUAAUAAUAAAAUACAUAGGUAUAGGUAUAAAAUAUUAAGUAAGACCAGUAUAGGUUAUUAGGCGAGUUAUUAUAUUUAUAAACGUAUUCAAUCUUUAUAUAUGUAUUUAUUGACUAUUGAGUUCUGCUUAAUAUGAUCACUGGUUUAUA